CUUAAAGCUCUCAGUGCAACUGAUGAACAUACCGUACAUGUUGCUCAAUAAAUGUAAAUGGUAAUAACAUAAUGUAUGUUAUUAUGUAAUUUUGUCGACCUACAUAGUUUGUCCAUUAGGCAGCAGUAUAUUUAUGAAAGAUGUUCCAUGUCUGUCCCUAGAGGUCCCUUUCCUCCAUAACCAUCUCUUGUGAUAGUGUUUUAUUAUACUCGGGUUGAACCACCAUCAUGGCUGCUUCAGGUUUUCAGUUUCACUCUCCGCCCUUCAGCCGUGGAGCCAACUGUGUGUUAGUUUUACGUAAAAAGGGGCGUGGUCAAACUGGCAAGUUCCGUGCCGGGUAUCGGACCGGAUGGUGGGUGACAAGCAAGUAACCCAUGAUCUGAGAUUGACUUUACUCACUACACUCCACGAGGAGUAUAAACACUGUGCCGUGGAUGAGCCUCGUGAGCCUUCUCCAUCGAAACCCGGACUGGAAGAUAGUGUUUGUUCUUCCACGGAGAUAUUCACACGGAGAUGACGUCGGUGCAAUGUGUCACAUUUAGCUGACAUUAAUCUGAGCACCUUACAUUUCACUAACCCCUCAACUGUGCCACAGUCCGUGUGACAUCAUGCGACAGGCGUUUUUGAGACAAGUCCGCCGGUUCCCGUGGGCCACCAACGUCACGCUGUACGGCGGUCUGUUCGCCGGAGGGGACUUCGUCCACCAGUGGUUCUCGCGCAGAGAGGAAAUAGACUGGAGACACACGCGGAACGUGGCCGUGGUCGCGUUCUCUUUCCAUGGCAACUUCAAUUUCUUCUGGAUGCGCUUCCUGGAGCGCAGGUUUCCCGGGAAUUCCAUCAGAAUGGUGCUGAGGAAGCUGCUCCUGGACCAGACCACAGCGGCCCCGCUGGCCACCAGCGUCUUCUACACAGGUCUCAGCUUCUUGGAGGGCAAAGAGGACAUCUUUGAAGACUGGAGAGAGAAAUUCCUGAAUACGUAUAAGACGGGGCUUAUGUUCUGGCCAUUUAUGCAGUUUGUGAACUUUGCCUUGGUGCCUCUGUACGUGCGGACCACCUUCACCGGCUGCUGCGCCUUCGUCUGGGCCACCUUCCUCUGCUUCUCACGCCAGAGCGGCGACGGCACGGCCGAGGCUGCUCUGGCGUGGAUGUUCUCUCCUAAAGAGGAUGAAGCAGAAGCCAAUGACAAGAUAGAUGCUUCCAAAGAGGGAACAGUGACAUCUAAACCUACUGGGAACUGAAGUAUGUGGAAUCAGUGGUGUUGCGAUGGAGGCGGACCAAACACACAGAGUUCAAGCAGCAGGUUCAGUGGAUGGCAGUCCUGUCUGUGGUUGAUGUUGCACUAUCUCUGCCAGGGUUUGAGUUGAAAGUCUCACUGCGGUUAAACUAUAUGGGACCCACAUCACGCUCUAAGGUGCUUUGGGAAACAGCGCCCAGCAAAUGGAAUGUAUAUACAUUAAAUUAUUCAACACGCAGCACAUCACCUCCGUCCCACAGACAAACAUCACCGUGCCAUAUUUAUCUUCAGGCUUUCUCUUUUAUAUACAAAUGCUUUUAGUCUUGUGUUUUCACAUUUUAAACUAGAGAGUUGAGAGACGAUGAUAUUCAAUUGAUUCAUGAGGACUUCUAUAUCUGGGAAGGAAGCUGUGAUCAUGGGCGUGUGUCAGGUUAAUGUUCCACAUUCUCCUGCUCUUCAUCUAGAAACAGGAAUAGAAAGUGGAGUGUGGAGUGGCAGCUAAUCUAAUUUAUUGGCUUAGACUUUUAAUUUCAUGAAAUUGGGCAAAUUUCUAAACAUUUCAAUAUCAGUUUCUCUAAAUUAGCACAAGCGGUAAGACAGAGGGCCUCAUCUCUGAGGGCUUUCUGCUUUGGUUCCAGUUCACACAGAGGUGCUAAAUACACAUGCACACAGGUAACAACCCGUUAAAUGUAUAGAGAAUAAACUCAAAAACACUAGAGCAGAUAUGAAAGUACAUGACUGAUUCCCACGUGUUACUAGAUAUUGAGUUACUGCUGAGGAUUACUGAGGUUCUUUUGUCCCAGACAUCCAUCUCCUUGAAUGUGGAAAUGCUGCCUGCCUGUUGUAAUACUUUAUGUUAAUCCGGUACUGUGGAAUGCUCUCCAUUAUAUCUCUUUGCGUCAUUUCCUAAUUUUUCAAUACUGUUUGCUAUUUCAUCUAUUUUUGAUUUUGACCUCUCAGGGAAAAUGUUCCUUUGGUUUCAUCGCCUGCAGUGAUUCCUGAAAACUGGGUUGCAACGAAACGCCAGACGCCUCCGCCAAGCAGAUUUCUAUAGAGGUCAUUUUUAUAAAUAGCUCAGUACAAGAGCUGACUGUUAUUUCUAUACAUGGAGUUUGAAAGGUUUAUCUCUUCUGUGGCAGAUAUUUAAGAAAAGAAAUAUUUCAUUCACUUGUGUUUAUGUUUUGCUGACAUGGUGUCACAGAGAGAUGUGUCUAUUUUUCCCCCUGAUGCAUUUUAAUCUAGUUGCAGUUAUGCUUUUUGAAGCAUAUGCAAGAGACGCUGUGUAAUAAUAUUACAUAACUGAAUGACAUUAACACAACAAUAAUCUUUUAAUAAGAGUUUUUGUUUCUAUUUGUUAUGUGUAUGCUGAUGUGCUACACAGGAACUCAAGGAUCAAACCAAUGAAUAUUCCCUUUGUUCAGUUCAGCGACUGAAGACGGUAAUAUCACUAACUCAUUUAAAGAUGUGCACUUUUACAUUUCUGUCUCAAUUUCUUUUGUUAGUCUGGAUAUCACAAAGAUCUAUCGGUGCUGUUGACUGUAUAUAUAAAUGAUUUUAUCACACUGUUGUAGGGAUAAAUAAUAUUUAUUGUUGAAUAAACUGAAAACAUCC
This is a messenger RNA of Anarrhichthys ocellatus (wolf-eel), 2845 nucleotides long. RefSeq names its product mpv17-like protein. Gene Ontology annotation, biological process: mitochondrial ribosome assembly. Lineage: Eukaryota; Metazoa; Chordata; Actinopteri; Perciformes; Anarhichadidae. Gene Ontology annotation, cellular component: mitochondrion; membrane; cytoplasm. The transcript has 4 exons. The record is from RefSeq and is a predicted model, not a curated record. The coding region runs from base 609 to 1238 and encodes 209 amino acids.